AUGUUACGCACAAUCGUGCACAAAAAUUUAUCCAGAAUGGCAUGCCUUGAAAUAAUCAUAUUUUUAUGUUCAAUGAUCACUUUUAUGGUCAGCAAUUGCGAAACAGAGUCAGAAAAUAGUAACAAGAAGAUAAAUUUGUCCAAGUUCCCGUCAGAGUUGGAUUUAUCAAGCCUAGAAGCAUCGUUGGAAAACGAAGAAUCGUUGAGAAAAAUAGUGAAAAGACUGGCACCGGAGAAGAAUGGCGAGUACCAAAUUUAUCAAGUCUUCUUCGGAAAUGUGGAUCUUCUCAAGGAAUGGCUCAAAGGAGCGGGCGUGACAGGACAGCCCGGAGUAGACUUUCCAGCACUCACGACAAUUCCAACCACUUCGUUCAGCUGUCGCGGCCUGAAAGGUGGUUACUACGCGGACUUGGAGACAAAUUGUCAAGUAUUCCACAUCUGCGACAAUGGCCGGAAGAUAUCGUUCCUCUGUCCCAACGGUACCAUCUUUCAGCAAUCGCAGUUGAUUUGCGAUUGGUGGUUCAAGGUGGACUGUAGCAAAUCCACCGAGCUGUACGAGCAAAGCAGCGAGCAGCUAUUCGAGGAGGAAAGAAGACGAGCCGAGACGAGCCGAAAAAAAUCGAAAUUCGACUACCAACAAUCGAUCGAGCAGCAAGAUCGCGGCCAACAAGACGAUUACUACGACGUGCAAAAUCUCAGCUACGACGGUAAACAGAACGGAAGGAUCAAACCUUACGAGGAGCCUCCCCAAGAGAACCAGCUUCAAUCGAACAGAGAAAGGGUCAAAUCCUCCCGUCACUUUGACUCCGCCAAUAAUUUCAACCGGGAAUCGAACGCGCAAAGAGACAACGAUCAAUUGUUCGGUGUUAAUGGGUUUCAAUCGUCGAAUCAACCGUCCAAUUUGAAGCAACAAUUCGAUCAAUUUACAAGGAAUACCGAGGAAGGGAACGUGAAUAGGUAUUCGACCACGAAUCAAGAUUAUUACACAGCCUCGAAAAAGACACAAAAUUACUACGUGACCAAUAGAAACUCGAAUGCCCAACGGGACGAUAAAGGAACUCUGAAGAGAUCGAAGUUGAAAGGUUUGAGAGGUAAUUCAACCUCUACCGUUUCCCAAAGGGUGACUCCGGCUUAUACCGAGUCGACCACGUUCAGAGGAAGCAAUACCAGCCCUGUGAAAGAAUCCCAGCAAUUUGCUGAAAGCGCGGCUUUCGUUGGAAAUCGUGGGAAUCGAUUCAACGAGAACACUGGAAACACGCAUCACUAUUACUAUCAAUUGUAUAUCAAUCGGGGGGAUUCUACCACGAGAAAUCCUAAUUACGAUCCGACCACUUCGAGACAGGACAAGGAAAACGACGUGUCCACGAGGAGGAACGAUCACUCGUUCCCAGGAACUUCCACGCGUGACUCCUAUUACGAGACCACCACGCAAUACCCGACACCCACAGCGACCACUACUCCCUACAACGACGAGAUCGCCACCGAGAGUAGCUUCUCGACAAACUCGUUUGCCAAUUUCGACACUCGACCAACCGAAUCCCUUCGAUUUGCCAAUACCAACUACGAGUAUCGUGGAAGCCAGAGGAUUAUAGGAACUAACGUUCGAAGCAGCUUCGUCGAUAAAAAUUACUACAAUAUUAACAAUAACAGGGAAUCUAACAGAGCGGCUAACAUAGGAACGAUUCCUUCAACCGCUCGUUCCUACCCGACCACGGAUACGUAUCGCGAAACCACCGUGACACCGACGAGCUCUCCUCAACAGAGGUAUACGACUACCGGUUAUUACCAGUCGCCUACAUCGACCGCGUCUUUUCGCGGCAAUAAUUUUGCACGUGGCACGGAGAGGCCGGUGGACACGAUCGAUAAUCGGUCCAAUGGAUUAAACAGCGAUACGAAACCGAGCGGGAAGAACCCUUCCACGAUUUCGCCAGGUUAUCGGCAAAACUUGAUCAGCACCACUAGCACUGAGAAACCGUUCAAGACCACGUCGAUUUAUCAAGAAAAUACGGGGAAAGAUCUGAGUCCUUACGAUAGAAGUUUCACGUACAAACAGGGCAAAGUGAUGUCCACUCUGGGUCCUUACGUUCCGUUCACCAGGAAUUACGCGUACACGUCGGCAACCAGCGCCACCUCGAGACCCACCCUCUACACUCCCACGGUGCCUACCUACACCACGGCUUACGCGAGAACUUCCACGCCGAAAUCGAAAUAUCCUACACCGACGUCGUCGAGUAAAAGCAAGACGAACGGAUCGCGGUCCACCGAGAGGGAGCACGUGUUAAGCAUGCUCCAUUCCCUGAAGAAUCUGGAGCACAGCGUGCCCGGUCUGUCCGACGCGUUCAAAGGAGGCGAGAGGGCGACCAAUGUUUCCGUUCCCCCCGACCCGUCCACCUUACACUCUCUGGCGCUCUACUUUUCCACGGCUACCGAGAACUUCAAUUCCAACGAGACUACAGACUCGUCUUUGAACAUAGAAUCGGUAGCCGACGAUAUACAGAGAUCGAUACUUUCGAAAAAAAGUGACGGAACGGUGCGAGUGCCGACCAGCCUUCUUACCCGACAUACCAUCGAUUCGUACACGGAAUUGUUCAAAUUGAAGAACGACGGUGCGGAGAUCGAUAACGCGACGAUCACGAGAGAUAGUCCGGAUAACAGUUACGCAGGAGAGGACGAUGAUCUGGAGCUUCAACAAAGCGGAGGAUCAUUGGGCGAUCUUCGAAAGUCGAACGGUACCAGGCUUCGAGAAUUGGCACAAGUGUUCACCCAUGCUUUGUCCGCGUAUCUGUUGGAUCCGGACACGUUCAAAAAGGUGUUGACCGAGAUCAGACCCACCGAACCGUCUCGAACUACGUUGGAAACGGAUUUAUGGGGUACCACCACCACCCCUUAUCCCCAGGAGGAGGAGGAGGAGGAAGACGACGGUUCAUUGGGCAGGGAAAAGGACGAGGUUUUAGACUUCUCCGACGACAGCAACGAUAUCAGGCAGAAAUUGACCACCACUUAUCCCACUACUUUCGAGCUGCCCAGCACCACGGUACAAGAGAAUGUUUACGAGACCUUGAGCACGUUGCCAAGUACCUAUUACACUACGCCCAGAACAUCUGCCCAAGAUUUCUUCGAAUAUAGUACGAACUUGAUAUCGUUGAGCCCCGUCUCUAGUAACUAUUUCGAGAGUUCCACCACGCCACCAACAGAGAGCACAGAGUUUACAGCAGAGGCGAACAGCACACCGUACACGAGCGGAUUCUACAAUCGGAAUAACGAGAUAGACAAAGGAAGCGUCGAGGCAACGAUAACGGAGGGCCAUCUCUCUUCUUCCGACGAGAGUCGGAAUCGAGUCGGGGGUUUCCAAAAUAACAGCGCCACGACAAUCGCCGAACCGUACACGGAUAAAAUAUCGUUCGUCACCACUCCCAUAAGCGAUAAUUACGUCGUCUCGCCCACGCCUUUAUCGCCAUCGAUGUUCGUGCACAUGGUUACCUACAAUUGGAACAAGAAAUCGACGAGCAAAAAGCCCGAGCAACAACUGAGUCCUCCGUUCUUCGACGCUCGUUCCCAAGCGAUUCGAAAGGGAAACGAUAAUAUUCCCGCGUCUCAGAGGCCCGAGAAUUAUCCCAGCACAUCGACGCACAACGUACGCGCGACCACCCUCGCCUCGACCAAGAAUUACGAGACGUCGACCGAGCAACCCUUCAAAAUUUCUCGACAAAAAUCGUUGUUGACCGAGGCGAAAGUUGGAAUUUCCCUGCCAACGUCGCGGAACAGUUACGCGAAAUUCAGGAAUCUUUACAAUCGCGUGGACGAGUAUAAUAUCGAGACAACCGAGAGAACGACGCCUACGACAACCCUUCUAACCGAAUCCCCCGUAACAACAACUGUAUCCAGCGUCGAGACCACAACGUUUUACGCGAACGAUUCUAACGACUCGUUCGAAGCCACGAAUCGCAAGAAGGAAGAAUCCAAGGUAUUGGACAGCGAUCAUUGGACCUCGUCACCGGCUGUCACCCAUCUGUGGGAGACCUCCGUGUUCGUCGAUCCUCAGAGGAUCAACUACGACUUGGAGUCGGAUCUCGAAUCGACGGUGUCAACGGGAACGCAGUUCAGCGCCACGGACAGUCGAGAGAGGAUAGAAUACGGGAACACGCCUUCCUUCGAUGACGAUACGUUGACCAGUUCGGAGGAGUCGUCGUUCACGGACGAGGAUACGUCAGUGCAAAGAUCGUCCAGGGACAAGGAUUCGCCGACCACCUUCUCCCUGCUUCCAACUUCGUUCACGGAGAACACCGUGACGCCGAAGCCGUUGAUCACCACACGAUCCAGCAUCACUACCACGAUAACGUCCUCCAUCACGUCGACGAAAUCGUUGUUGGCUGGCCAACAGGGUGGGUUGGUGACUUUGCUUCCUUACACGGGCAAGUCGAACGGGACGGAGAACGAAAUUGCGGAGAAAUUGUUCGGCAAAUUAAACGCUUCGAGCACCGAUACGUUGAUGAGGGUGAUGAAACAGGCGGAUAAUAACGAGACCGUUCGACAACUUGUCCUCCUUUUGAUACGGCAUUGCAACGAUCCGGCGAACAACACGUUGCAACGGGAGAAGGAGGAGCUGUUGAACGCGCUGCUCAGAUUGCCCGUGAACGAAUUCUCGUCCGAGGAGUCGAGAAACGUGGUGGCCGAGAUUAAUCAGCUCAAUCUGCCCGCCGUUAAGCCGGUUAAUUACGCGAGAAGCGGUUCGACGUUGAUUACCGAGCCGCCCGUGACCACGUUCAGGAGCAGGAAGAGCCGCAGAUUUCGCUCGACCACGGAAAAUUCGGCGAAUGUAGCGAGACGAUCGGAGAAGGGGACGGUAUCGGACGAGAAUAAUUCCCUCCAGGAGGACGAGAGCUUCGCGUCUGACAAUAGGGCGCUUGAACUUCUUAGAUCGUUGUACACUAUAGCCACUAAAUGGGGGUGAAAUUGUAAGAUACAAUUGUGGC
Molecule: messenger RNA, 4972 nt
Organism: Apis laboriosa (Himalayan honeybee)
Lineage: Eukaryota; Metazoa; Arthropoda; Insecta; Hymenoptera; Apidae
Gene: thw
Product: mucin-12-like
Exons: 7
Coding region: 1-4950 (1649 amino acids)
Cellular component (GO): extracellular region
Molecular function (GO): chitin binding
Source: RefSeq, a predicted model, not a curated record